UCCAAAUAUAUCUCCUCACUUUCAGAUGCACUCUUCACUGUCGGAUUGUUUCACAAAAGAAAAUAAAACUCUGAUAGCGGAGUUUGUGACUGUUAAAGUUAUUGAUGUUCGUCCAUUAAGAAAUUACAAGAAACGAAAUGGAAAAACUGGUAAAAUGUUCAUUGCUGCAAUCUGUGAUACCACCUAUGCCUGCUUAGCCAAAGUUUAUGACUCAGAAAAAGUCACCAUUAUACAGCCAAAUACGGUUCUCAUACUUAAAGACUUCUUUAUCAAAAACGGUGAGAUUUCAAUCACAAGCAAAACAAUAGCAUCCAAAACAGGUCAUCUACCGGAAAUUCCAGAUGAUAUCAUUGAUAAAGCAUCAUCAUUGUUGACUGGUACAAAAUCGACAGAUUUGUCUCCAGUUUCCUAACAAG
Saccostrea cuccullata (small rock oyster) is the source of this 416-nucleotide messenger RNA. RefSeq lists its product as uncharacterized. The coding region runs from base 26 to 412 and encodes 128 amino acids. The transcript has 2 exons. NCBI's taxonomy places the organism in Eukaryota, Metazoa, Mollusca, Bivalvia, Ostreida, Ostreidae. The record is from RefSeq and is a predicted model, not a curated record.